AAGAUGCCUCAGCUGUACCUAGCAUCCUACCCUCUGAAACUACUUAUUAGGUGUUUUGUUUUGUUUUUUGCUUUUUUUGGAUGAAAACUUUUGUCUUAAGUCCUGUGUAUACUUUUAUGAUAAUGAGCAAGAUGAAUGAGUUAGUGCUAUAAUCAGGAAGUAUGCAACCUUCUGAGCUUCACCAGAACAGAAAGUGAAAGCAAAAAUAAAUUUCCCCCACUCUGCAACAGCGUGGACUAAGGUUUAAUCCAUUGACUGAAACUUAUCCUUUGUGACUUAACUGGAGCUAAUAGAGUGUGAUGGACAAGAUUAAGCCUGGAUGUUAACUUGUGUUCUACAGAAGACAUUUAGCAUUCCAUUUUCCUGCAAUGGUUAAUUCACACAGAAAACUAAUAUUUAAUGUUUACAUCAGAUUUUACUACUCAACAAUCAUCUUGCCCCAAAUAUGCCUUUGUUCUCAGCUCUCGAUGUUGCCUAAUGAUCAGCCCAGUACGAACCCUGGGCCUUUCCAUGUAUCCACCAAUGGAGAACAAUUUCCUUGGCAUGAGCUAAGGCUCCCAAGAGUGGUCUUUCCCCUACACUAUGAGCUUUAUGUCCACCCAAACCUCACCACCCUGGACUUUGUUGCCUCUGAGCAGAUUGAAGUGUUGGUCAGAGACAUCACUCAAUUUAUCAUCUUGCACAGCAAAGAUCUUGAAAUCACAAAGGCCACCCUUCAUUCAGAGGAAGAUGUGAGAUACAGGAAACCAGGAAAACCACUAGAUGUUUUGAGUUACCCUGCUCAUCAACAGAUUGCACUGCUGGUUCCAGAGAAACUUAUGGCUGAUAUGAGAUAUUUUGUGACUAUUGACUUCCAGGCCAAGUUAGCUGAAGGCUUUGAAGGGUUUUAUAAAAGCACCUAUAGAACUCUUGGUGGUGAAACAAGAACAAUUGCAGUAACAGAUUUUGAGCCAACCGAAGCACGAAUGGCUUUCCCUUGCUUUGAUGAACCAUUGUUCAAAGCCAACUUUUCAAUCAAGAUAAGAAGAGAGAGCAGACACAUUGCACUAUCCAACAUGCCAAAGGUUAAGACAAUUGAACUUGAAGGAGGCCUCUUGGAAGAUCAUUUUGAAACUACUGUAAAAAUGAGUACAUACCUUGUAGCCUACAUAGUUUGUGAUUUCAACUCUGUGAGUGGCACAAGCUCUUCAGGGGUUAAGGUGUCCAUCUAUGCAUCCCCAGACAAAUGGGAUCAAACGCACUACGCUUUGGAAGCAUCACUGAAGCUACUUGACUUUUAUGAAAAUUACUUUGAUAUCAACUAUGCGCUCCCCAAGCUAGAUCUAAUUGCCAUUCCUGACUUUGGAUCCGGAGCCAUGGAAAAUUGGGGGCUCAUCACAUAUCGAGAGACAUCACUGCUCUUUGAUCCCAAAACCUCUUCUGCUUCUGAUAAACUGUGGGUCACCAGAGUCAUAGCCCAUGAACUAGCACACCAGUGGUUUGGCAAUCUGGUUACAAUGGAAUGGUGGAAUGAUCUUUGGCUCAACGAGGGUUUUGCAAACUACAUGGAACUUGUCUCUGUUAGUGCUACAUAUCCAGAGCUACAGCUUGAUGACUAUUUUUUGGAUGUGUGUUUUGAAGUAAUUAGCAGAGAUUCAUUAAAUUCAUCCCGUCCUGUCUCCAAUCAAGCAGAAACUCCUACUCAAAUACAUGAAAUGUUUGAUGCUGUUUCCUAUAACAAGGGAGCUUGUAUUUUGAAUAUGCUCAAGGAUUUUCUGACUGGGGAGAAAUUUCAGAGAGGAAUUAUUCACUACUUAAAGAAGUUCAGCUAUAGAAAUGCUAAGAACAAUGAUUUGUGGAGCAGUCUAUCAAAAAGUUGUUUAGAAGGCGAUUUGACAUCUGGUGGAUUUUGUUAUUCUGAUUCCAAGACAACAAGCAACACACUCAGUUUUUUAGGAGAACAUGUGGAGGUCAAAGAGAUGAUGACUACCUGGACUCUCCAGAAAGGAAUCCCCGUGGUGGUGGUUAAACGAGAAGGCACUUUCCUCCAAGUACAACAGGAGCGCUUCCUGAAGGGGGUUUUCAAAGAGGACCCUGAAUGGGGGGCCCUGCAGGAAAGUUAUCUAUGGCAUAUCCCAUUGACCUACUCCACCAGUGCCUCUGAUGAGAUUCACAGACAUGUUCUUAAAUCAAAGACAGAUAUUCUGGAUUUACCUGAAAAGACCAGUUGGGUGAAAUUCAAUGUGGAUGCAAAUGGCUACUACAUUGUUCACUAUGAGGGUCAUGGAUGGGACCAGCUCAUUAUACAGUUGAAUCAGAACCAUACACUUUUCAGACCGAAGGACAGAGUAGGUCUGAUUCAUGAUGCAUUUCAGCUAGUAAGUGCAGGAAGGUUGACAUUAGACAAAGCCCUUGACCUGACUCGCUACCUCCAACAUGAAAGAAGUGUUCCUGCACUUCUCAAAGGACUGGGAUACUUAGAGUUGUUUUACCACAUGACAGAGAGACGGAAUAUUUCAGAUGUCACUGAAAAUCUCAAGCAUUACCUUCUCCGGUAUUUUAAGCCCGUGAUUGACACGCAAAGCUGGAGCGAUGAGGGCUCCAUCUGGGACAGGACACUUCGUUCGACUCUCUUGAACCUGGCCUGUUACCUGAAUCAUGCUCCCUGCAUCCAGAAGGCGACUGAACUCUUCUCUCAGUGGAUGGAAUCCAGUGGAAAAUUAAAUCUUCCUACAGAUGUCUUAAAGAUUGUAUAUUCUGUGGGUGCUCAGACCACAGCAGGAUGGAAUUACCUUUUAAACCAAUAUGACCUGUCAAUGUCAGGUGCUGAAAAAAUCAAAAUUCUAUAUGCAUUGUCAACCAGCAAAGACCAGGAGAAAUUAAUGAAAUUAAUUGAACUAGGAAUGGAAGGAAAGGUUAUCAAGACCCAGGACUUGCCAGCUCUUCUUCAUGCAAUUGCCAGAAAUCCAAGUGGGCAGCAAUUAACCUGGAAUUUUGUAAGAGAAAACUGGGCGCAUCUCCUAAAGAAAUUUGACUUGGGCUCAUUUGCUAUGAGAAUAAUCAUCUCUGGUACAACAUCUCACUUUUCUUCCAAGGAUGAAUUGCAAGAGGUGAAACUAUUCUUUGAAUCUCUUGAAGUCCAAGGAUUACACCUGGAUACUUUUCAAACUGUUCUAGAAACCAUAUCCAAAAAUAUUAAGUGGCUGCAGAAGAAUCUUCCUACUCUGAGGACGUGGCUACUAGUUAACGUUUAAAUAAUCAAUAGAAAGGACACAUCAGUUAUGGUUUUUGACAGCAAGAAGUGAGCAAAGUUCAAGUCAAUGGUCUGGAUGUUUUGUCUAACCAAUAAGAAGCCACAAAAAAAUCAGCCAAUACAACUGUCUACUCUCACCUCUCAAGUUAGUUCAAAUUUAUAAGUACCUGAGAUAUGUGGAGAUACAGAAUCAACUGUAUAAAUAUAGGUAUAAUAGUUUAGCCCCAACACAAACCUUUUCCAUUGCUUCAUAGGAUUUUGUUUUAAUGCUUUUUUAAGCUUUCCUUAGUAUCUUAGUAUUUUUCCCCAACCAGUUUUACCAUCAAGGAAUAAUGGCCAAUUCAUUAAUCUUUCAUUUGUAUCCUUCUAUCUCAUUUGCCCCCUCCUUCAAGUCAUCCUGAACAGUUAAUUUAAUUUUUACCAUUCAUGAAAAAUCUGAUACAAACUAUGAAGCUUAAAGAUGAGGAAAAGGGGCCUCCCCCAGUGGCGCAGGCAGUUGAGGGCAGUGCUGUGAGGCUGUCUGCAGCCUCUGCAGCGCGGGUUCGAUCCCAGCCGGCCCGCGAGAAUCCCACAUGGCGUGGCAGUCCUCGCCUGUCUCGCCUGCUGCUCCCCUCAGCAGUGUAUUUCAGUCAGUCUGCCUGUUCUACUCCCUGCUCUGUCACUGGUGAAUCCUCUCACCCUCAUGUGCAUCUGGACUAUAACCCCGGUUCUUAUAUGCAUGAAUAAAUAAAUCUAAAAAUCAGGUAAAGGAGACUUUGUCAGCAAAUCUCAAAUUAUUAGAAACUAGAUGUCAGAACUUAUCAAGGAAGCCAGGAAGGGCUCUUGGCCUGAUCCUCACUUUGAUGAAGAGCCUCAAGUUUAGUUUGAUGAAGUCAUUUUCAGAUGAAGUGAAAUCUGCAGUUGCAGCAGUACAGUUGCAGCAGGCCAAGAAGUGCUCUUGGCCUGAUCCUCACUUUGAUGAAGAGCCUCAAGGUUAGUUUGAUGAGGUCAUUUUCAGAUGAAGUGAAAUCUGCAGUUGCAGCAGUACAGGAGGGUAAUUAUUAUCCACACCAUUUUUUAAAAAUCCAUGUGCUAUUGCAUUUUUGAUAAAUCUUUUGAAAAGUUUUAUUUAUUUUUAAACUCCUUUUUUUUUUAAGAUUUAUUUAUACAAGCACUGGGGUUCAAGCUGGAGGCGUGGGAGGGUGAGAGAAUCCACCAGAGACAGAAGAGGGCGCAGAACAGGCAGAAGGACCAAAAUACACUGCUGAGGGGAGCAGCGGGCAAGACAAGAGAGGUCUGCUGUGGACAGUCUCACAGUGCUGCACUCAGCCCGCUGCGCCACUGGGGAGGCCCUCUUUUGAAAAGUUUUAGAAUUAGAUUAUAUUUUGUAUAGUUUGAAAUAUAUACAAAAUAUAUUUUGUAUAUAUUUGAAAUAUAUACAAAAUAUAUAUUUUGUAUAUUUUGUAGCCAGUGUGAGCAUCUCUUCUUGUUUUAAGGUAACCUCUUGAUCUGUAAAAUGUCCUUCUAGAUGCUUCUUUUAAUUGUUUGAAUAAGACAUGUGGAAUAAAAAAAAAAAUCAGUCUCUAUAUAAAUGUUAAACUUAAUACAUUUAUGGGCCUCCCUGGUGCACAAGGUCUUAAGCACAGCACUGUGAAGCUAUAUGCAGCCUCUGCAGUGAGUUAGAUCCCCAGCUGGCCAGGGAGCUACCCACAAGGCACGGCAGACCUCACCAGUCUCGCCCACUGCUCCCCUCAGUAGUGUAUUUCAGUAGAUCUGCCUGUUCUGUUCCCCGCUCUGUCUCUGGUGAAUCUUCUCACCCCCUGCACCUCUGGCCUGUACCCCAGUUCUUGUAUGCAUAAAUAAACAAAUGUUUAAAAAAAACAAUAUAUUUAUGAUCCCACAUGAGUUAAAAUGAAGAUAUAUGUAAGUUCUAGAAAAAAUUGAAUCACUACCCAAAUAAUUGACUCACCUGGGAAGGCAGGAAAAAUGGGAAAGGUAUUAUCCAAUCCAUUUUAGAGUGAUAUGGAACCUUUUCUUAGUGCUAUAGUCAGAGAGAAUACAGUUUGGAUGGACCGUAGGCAUCUCAAUGUAUGUUUUGUUAAGUUUGAUUUCAUAUUAUUUCUUGGACUCUCUGAAGCAUUUUUGACUCUAGUUUUUCCCUGGCCAGGGUCAUACUAAAGUCUGCAUAUUACCAUUGUUAUUACUAUUCUAGAAUUUAUUAGUACUUUAGGAAAUCGAAAGAGUAAAGAGCACUAUUUUCCUACUUUGAUAACAUGUAAAUUAAGAAGAAAAAUGUGUAUGACUUUGGGUACAGCUGUACUAUCAACAUUUCCAUAAAUAUACAAAGUUCUCUCUUUUGUAUCUUACCUACCCUUUAUUUCCAAGUUUUAAAUUCUUUUUCUCUUAGUUCCUUAUUCAAAUAUAUCUUUGAUUCUUAAGAUCUACUGAAACACACUGUUGAGGGGAGCAGCAGGGGAGGCAGGAGAGGUCUGCCCUGCCAGGUGGGUUGCUCCCUAGCCAGAGGGAUCAAACUUGUGCUGCAGUGGCUGGUGAUAGCUUGAUAGUGCUGUCUUUAACCCCUGUGCCACCAGGGAGGCCCAUGUCCUCCUUGGUGAACUGUCUGUUCAAAUCUGCUAUUCAUUUAUAAUUGGGUUGUUUGUCAUUAUCGCUGUUGUUGUUGAAUUGUAGGAAGUUUUUAAUGUAUCUUGGAUAUUAAUACUUUAUCAGUUAUGUAUUGGGUGAAUAUUUUCUUUAAUUCAAUGGGGUGAUAUUCUGCAGGGGAAGAGAAGGGAGUGGUAUCAAAACAGGGGUGGGAAGAGCAUAAGGAACAAUGAUGAUAGUUCACUGGUGAAUGGGUGGUGGGAAUUUCACGAGGACUAUGAAAAUACAUACAUUGUAUAAAAAUGAAUUAUGAUGUAAAAAUAUA
Molecule: messenger RNA, 6137 nt
Organism: Talpa occidentalis (Iberian mole)
Lineage: Eukaryota; Metazoa; Chordata; Mammalia; Eulipotyphla; Talpidae
Gene: ERAP2
Product: endoplasmic reticulum aminopeptidase 2
Exons: 19
Coding region: 369-3233 (954 amino acids)
Biological process (GO): proteolysis; peptide catabolic process
Cellular component (GO): cytoplasm
Molecular function (GO): peptide binding; metalloaminopeptidase activity; zinc ion binding
Source: RefSeq, a predicted model, not a curated record